This is a messenger RNA of Oikopleura dioica, 708 nucleotides long. The record is from the annotation of a GenBank genome assembly. Lineage: Eukaryota; Metazoa; Chordata; Appendicularia; Copelata; Oikopleuridae.
AUGAAAAAUGUUUUAUUUACUUAUCUCCUUCGAUCAAGCUUAGCGAUGGUGGAGAACUGUUUUACAUGGAAUCUCAAGGAGCUUCGAGCGGUUAUUUUGCUUCACGGGAAUCCAUUCCAGUGCUCUUGCGAUUUGGCAGCGAUUGUCUCUGAAAUUCAUUUUGUCGAUGGCCCCACUGCAGCAACUUGCGAUACUUUUGGAGAUCUUGUUCCGCUGCGAAAAUUGAUCAGUUUGACGGAGGAAAAUGUCCAAUGCGCAACUGAAAGCGCCCAAGACAUCCCAAUGUACAUCAUUUUCUUCAGCUGGGUCGUUGGACUCAUGGUUACUUUGUACAGAUACUCGAAAGCGGAAUCGAACAGUAGUGAAGAGAACUACAACAAAAUCGAUCCAGUAGAACUUGAACGAAUACGAAAAGAAGCGAUUGAGAUUCAGAAUCGGAUUAAUCAAAAUCGAGAUUCGGAGAUGCAAAAAAUCAGGCACAGGCGAUCGAAAUGCCCGACUCAUUCAAACUGCUCAUCUUGUAAAGAGCUUAAUACAAGCGGUGUCCAGCCAACGCGAUGCACUCAUACAGUCGAGUCACUGAGGAAUAAGUUCAAAGAAAGCGGACGUCAAAUGUGCAAACCAAGAGUUCGCGAAUGUGAAGCCUUCGACGACAUAUCCAUGAACGCCGCCACUAGUCGACAUUUCAAAGUGAGAAACAAGAAUUAA